Molecule: messenger RNA, 306 nt
Organism: Fusarium graminearum PH-1
Lineage: Eukaryota; Fungi; Ascomycota; Sordariomycetes; Hypocreales; Nectriaceae
Exons: 2
Coding region: 1-306 (101 amino acids)
Source: RefSeq, a predicted model, not a curated record
AUGCGCCAAAACGAUGCCCUGGAUUAUGGAACAGAGUUAGCAGAACCAAGGAAUAAAACCCUUUACAAUUAUGACAAUCUGGUCUCCAGUAUAACAUUGAUCAACAAGGUGUUGGGCAUCAAAGCAACGACUGUAGCACAUCGGACUCGCGGUAUACAUGAUAUUGACGAAGAAAUCAGAUGGAAAGAUCGGCUAGAUCUUGAUGUUCACGACUCGGGUGGUUUCGAGGCGUGUGACCGAGACGAACUAAGUUAUGCUCAGAACUUUCCAAAGAAGAGUUCCGCUGAGACGGACUUCAAAGAGUGA